AUGCAAACACGUCCAACAUUAGAUACAAGUUCAAAUAAUUUAUUUACAAAUAUUGAACGGUUAGGUACACGUGAUUUAUUAUCCUAUGGACAACUUUCAAAUGAUACUAUAUUAACAUCAAUCCAAAGCAAUAAUACAUUACCAUUAUCAGUUAAUGUUCAAUUAUAUAUCUAUCUGAUUUGUUUUAUAUUACUUGAACAAAGAACUAAAGAAUAUAAUGAAUUAUAUAUAAAUUUAAUUGAACGUAAUUAUAAAUUAAUAACUAAAACUCAUGCAUAUACAUUAUGUUUAUUUUUACUUGAAAGUCAUGAAGUUGAUUUAAAUUCAUACGAUAUUGGAUUAUCAUUGAUUAAAGAUGAUAAUUUAACACAAAAACUUAUAUCAAUUAUGUUAAUACUUUCACGUAUUUAUACAUUAUUACAACGACCAAAUAAAAAUACAAAUUCAUUAAAUAAUGAACAUGUUAAUAAAGAACAAACAAUAAUUGAUAGUUCAUCAAUAAUAUCAUCAUCAGAUAAUAUUCUUAUUGAACUUGUUGAAGAAUUAUAUACACGUACAAAGCAAUCAUCAACAUUACCAUAUGAAGCUUUACUUUUAUUACGUUCUUUAUCAUUAUUACUUGCACACAUUAGUUUUUUUUUUCGUGCUUUAAUUAAUGCACGUUAUUCAGCUAAAAUUAAUGAAUGGACUUUAUUAUCAAUAACAAAUAUUGCACAAAGAAAAUCACUAUGUAUGGCCAUAUAGGAGUUAACUUGUCUUAUGUUAAGUGCAUGUCUAUCACAGGGUGUGGGUGUGGGUGAAGACAAGACCUAUAAUGAUACCCACACCCACACCCUCUUAUGAGUAAAAUUCUGCCUAUGGUUAAAUAUUCUUCCUAGUUUUCUUUUUAAAAAUUAUCAAGACCUACACAUACGAUUAAAAUGUAUUUGACAAAGAUAAAUAGUAAAAUAGUAAUGAAAAACAAAAACUCUUUAUUGCAAUCCAAAGGAAUGACGAUCAAUACAAAAUCAAUAAAUUUCACCAUGAAAUGUCAAAAUGAAUUUUCAUAGAUAAUAUAGUA
Molecule: messenger RNA, 1060 nt
Organism: Rotaria sp. Silwood1
Lineage: Eukaryota; Metazoa; Rotifera; Eurotatoria; Philodinida; Philodinidae
Source: the annotation of a GenBank genome assembly